Molecule: messenger RNA, 3489 nt
Organism: Entamoeba dispar SAW760
Lineage: Eukaryota; Evosea; Mastigamoebida; Endamoebidae
Product: ATP-dependent helicase SGS1, putative
Exons: 1
Coding region: 1-3489 (1162 amino acids)
Biological process (GO): DNA replication; double-strand break repair via homologous recombination
Cellular component (GO): chromosome; cytoplasm; nucleus
Molecular function (GO): nucleic acid binding; ATP binding; four-way junction helicase activity
Source: RefSeq, a predicted model, not a curated record
AUGGGAGAAACAAUUACUAAUUUAGAAGAAGAGUUAAACGAAGUGAGGAAAGAGCACGAGAAAUAUCAAAAGAACCGAAUGAGAGGGUGUGGAGAAAAAGCAAGAAAACAAGGUAUAAGGUAUACAAUAGGAGAAAAGAUGAAAGUAGGGAUAAUGGAAGAAUUUAUAGAAAAGAAAAAAAGAACAGCGGACAUAGUAAGAAAAAUGGAAAUGAUAGGAUGUAAUAAGGAAAUAGUAAAGAAGGAAGAAAAGAAAGAGGAAAAGAAAAAAAUGAAUAAAAAUGCAUUACUGAUAGAGCAAGUAAUUCAGACUACAGACAUAGAAGAAAUAAAAGAUAAAGAAGAACCAGGAAAAGAAUCUAUUGAAAUAUCAGAUGAAUUUUUACAAGAAAUACUAGGGGAGAAAGAAGAAAGAGAAGAGCAUAAAAUAUAUGAAAACAUUGACAUGAAUGAAGAACUAGAAGAGAUUAAAAUGGAUGAAGAAGAAGUAAAAGAAAAUAAACCGAAUAAAGAAAUAGAAGAAGUUAAAGAAAUUGGUAUGAAUGAAGAAAAUAAAGUUAAAGAGGAAGAAAUUAAAAUUAGUUUAAUGGAAAUAAAUGAGGAAGAGAAAGAAAUGAUUAAUUUGGUGAAUGAAGAAGAGAUAAUAUUUGAAGGAAAAGAACAAAAAGAACAAGAAAUUAUUUCAAUCGAAGAUGAAAUAGGAAGUGUUGAUGAAAUAAUUGAAAGAAUGGAAGAAGAAGAAAAAGAAAGAGAAAAAGAAAUAAAAGAACUUGAAGGAGGAGAUGAACAGAAAGAAGUAGAAAUGUUAGAACAAGAUGAAAUGUUUAAAUAUCUUUCAAAAAAAGGAAAAGAAGAACUUGAACAUAUUAAAGAGUACCUUCAGAAAAGAAUUGAGCUAAUAGAAAAAGAUAUUGAAAAAGAUAUUGAAGAAGGAAAAGAUCAAGAGAAAGACGAAAAGGUAGAAAAGAAAAAUAAAGAAAAUGAAGAAAUGAGAAAGAUAGAAUUAAUAAUAAAAAAAGGAAAAUAUUAUCAUCAAGAAGAAAAUAACAAUAACGAAGAAGAAGAAGAUAUUAAAGAAGAAAUAAAUAAUAAUAAAGAAGGAGAGGUAGAAGAAAUUAGAUAUAAAGAAAUAAGUGAAGGGGGAAAAUAUUAUGUAUGGAAAUUAGGAGAAUUUUUAAAAAAGAAUCCAGGAGUACAAAAAUAUAAAGAGAAAAAAGACAAAAGAGUCAAUGGGAUAAAAAAAUUUGCAAGUAUAGACAGUGACUGGGAAAAACAAGAAUUUUCAUGGAAAGAAAAUAUUAAAAAAUGUAAUAAUGCAGUAUUUGGGAAUGACUCAUUUAGACCAAGUCAAGAAGCAAUAAUUAAUUGUGUGAUGUCAAGAAAUAAUGCACUGGUUCUUAUGCCAACAGGAGGUGGGAAGUCGUUGUGUUAUCAAUUACCAUCAUAUUUUAUUAAAGGAAUUACAGUAGUUGUAUCACCACUAGUUUCCUUAAUCCAAGACCAAGUUAGUAACUUAGUAGAAACGGGAAUGGAAGCAAUAGCAUUUUAUAGUGGAUCAUCAAGUGAAGAAGCUAAACAAUUUUAUAAAGAAAGUUAUCAAAAAGAAGGAAAAUGUACAAUUAAAUUUGUAUUUGUUACACCAGAAAGAAUUACACAAUCUAAAUCAUUUAAAGAAGCAUUAAAUAGGUAUUAUGAAAAUAACAAUUUUGGAAUGGUUGUUAUUGAUGAAGCACAUUGUAUUAGUCAAUGGGGACAUGAUUUUAGAGAUUCAUAUCAAAAAUUAAGUGUAUUUUCACAAGAAUAUCCAGGAAUACCAAUAUUAAUGUUAACCGCAACAGCAACAGAAAGAGUUAAAAAUGAUAUAUUAUUAUCACUUGGAAUAAAUGAAGCAGUAGUUUUUAGUCAAUCAUUUAAUAGAAAAAAUCUUACUUAUUGUGUUAGACCAAAAACAAAAGGAGUCAUUGAUGAAAUAGAAGAAAUGAUUAAAAGAAAAUAUAAAGGACAAAGUGGAAUUAUUUAUUGUUUAAGUCAAAAAAAUACAAUGGAUGUUGCACAAGAAUUAAAUAAAAGAGGGAUUAAAAGUAAAUAUUAUCAUGCAGGAAUGGAUACAAAAGAAAGAACAAAAGUACAAAAAGAAUGGUGUGAUGGAGAGUUUAAUGUUAUUUGUGCAACAAUUGCAUUUGGAAUGGGAAUAGAUAAACCUGAUGUUAGAUUUGUUAUUCAUCAUAGUUUACCAAAAAGUUUAGAAGGAUAUUAUCAAGAAAGUGGAAGAGCAGGAAGAGAUGGAGAACCUGCAGAUUGUAUAUUAUAUUAUAAUUAUAGAGAUAAAUAUACCUAUGAAAGAUUUUUUGAAAAAGAUAAAGAAAAUAAUGGAGAUUUAUCACAUAUUCAAACAGCAAGAAAUAAUUUAAAUGAAGUAAUUAGUUAUUGUGAAAAUACAGUUGAUUGUAGAAGAACACUCGUUUUACAAUAUUUUGGAGAAAUUUUUAAUAGUAAAUUAUGUAAUAAAACAUGUGAUAAUUGUUAUAAUCCAUCACCAACAGAAAUUAUUGAUAUGACAGAAUUAGGAAAAAUAGCAGUUGAAAUUGUUAAAGCACAUCAAAGAAUUACAGCAAAUAUGGUAAUUGGAAUUAUGAGAGGAACAUCAACAAUGGGAAAAAAAUUUGGAGAAACAAGUAAAGGAUUUAAAAGUGCAAAAGGAAAAACAGAACAAGUUAUGGAAAGAUUUAUGAAAGUAUUAUAUCUUGAAAGAGUAUUAUCAGAAAUGUUAAUUGCUAAUAGUCACGGAAAUAUUUCAGUUUAUUUAAAAGAAGGACCAAAAUGUAAAGAGUUAAUGGAAGGAAGAAUUAAAAUUAAAGUUAAAUGUAAAAAAGGGGCUAAUCAGAUAGUAGAAAUUAAUAAUGGAAUUAAAAUGUCAGAAUACCAAAAUAGUUUAAUGGAUAAAUUAAAUGAAUUAAGAGAUCAAAUAUUUGAAGAAGUUAGAAAACAACCAGGAAAAGAACAACUAUUAAAACAUAAUUUAUUUGGUACUAGAGUUUUAAAAAAAAUUGCAGCUAUUAUGCCAAGAAAUAAACAAGAAUUUGAACAAAUUGCAAUGAAAAGACUUCUUAAAGAAAAGUAUGCUGAAAGAUUUAUUUCUGUUGUUAAUAAUUUUAUUAGUCAACACUCUUCUAAUUCUAUUAACACUUCUUCUUUUAAUCCUAUUAAAAGAACUAAUCCUAUUAAAAUUGAUCUUAACAGAAAAUCUGGAAUAAGAGAUAACUCUGACGAAUCAAUUUUUGAUGGAAUUGAUUUAGAUGAAUUUGCUGAUGAUGAUAAUAAUGUUACUUCUUAUAAUAAUCUCGAAAUGAAUAAUCAUACUAUUCCAUCUAAAAAAACUUCUAAAAAAUCUAUUAAAAAAUCUAUUAAAAAAGCUUCUAAAAAGUCAAUUAAAAAAGCUUCUAAAAAAUCAAUUAAUUCUUCUUCUAAUGGAAUUCAACCUAUGCUUUAA